Molecule: messenger RNA, 2829 nt
Organism: Amoebophrya sp. A120
Lineage: Eukaryota; Dinophyceae; Syndiniales; Amoebophryaceae
Source: the annotation of a GenBank genome assembly
AUGUCAAUGUCCGCUCCGCGCAUACCUCGCAGCGAACAGCGGCUGCUGCGCUCGCACCUCUCGUCGUCUCGCCGUGGUGGUCGCGGAAAGCGGGAGCAAGAAAAUGAAAAUUUUGAAGAACAACAGCAUCAAGAAAACCUCGAUGGAAAUUCCGCCAGCAAGCGGCGCGUGCGGAGCCGAAGUCGGACGCGCACGCGAGUUAGCUUGGUUAACAACAAUCAAAAUCCAGGAACAGCAUUGGUAAAUUUGGAUCAACAGAAUCUUCAAAACCAGGAAGCUCUCCGCCGGUACUACCAGCAGCUCGACAGGAUGCAGAAUCCAUCUCCCUACCCGCGGAUCGUAUUUCAUUUCGCUGAAAAAGUCGAGGGUCCGUGGCGGUCGCUUUGGCUAGCGGCACACUGGGAGAAGAGAUUGAAAAAAACCGACUACAUGCAGGCUGAUGUGAAUGAGGUAGAGUCUUGCAUUCUUGCAGCACUUGACGAUCUGAUCUGGCGUCGUAGCAUUGAUAGCGCAAGGCACCGCCGUCCCUUCACUCAACAUUCUGCAUGUUGAUAGAUAACAUCAAACUAAACUACAAUAAACAUACGUUUCAGAUUGUCGACGAUAUCCUGCAGACGCGAUCUGAGCUCACGCUCCGGCAGCAUGGGCAUCUCCUUCUGGGCGCGACCCGGGUAUUGGCGCGGAAAGUCACCUACCAAGAACAGCAGCUCGCCGCGUUUGCCGAUCAAAUCCAAGCCUCGUUGGAGGAGCCGGAGGAAGAAAUAUUGGAUGACCUAGCGCAGGAUCCCGAUGCCAUAACGCUUAACGUAGGAGGCGGGGCGGGAGGACGGGGGAAUUGGCUGAGAGACGACUUUGAAUUUGUCGAGCAGCAAGCGAAGUGGGAGGAGAUCACGGUAUGUGAAGUGAUAGAUUUUUUGUGAUAGUGUGCAAUGCAAUAAAAACAAAAUUUUGAAAUUUCGCGGAUUUUCGAAAUGACUAAAAAUGAAAUUUUGAAAUUUCGCGGACGUAAUGAAUUUCGUUGAAAUUGCAUGUGUGGUGUAUUUCGUUCUUGUUAAUUGACCACAUAGUGGAAAAAAAAUAAAAUUUUGAAAUUCCGAGAAUUCUUGAAAUUCUUGGAACUGCGAAAAGAUCUAUAUCAGGAAAGCACGCCUGCAUUCCUAUCUUUGUAGGUGUGUGGUUCUGCCACAUGCAAUUACAUACUUCCAACAUGCAUCUUUCUAACAUGUACCAGCGCCGCUCUUUCAGUAUGGGUUUUGCUUGAAUUUGCUUCGUAUAAAAAUAAAAUUUUGAUUUUUCGCGGAUGUACCAGGAGGCCAGAACGGGAUGCGCAGCUUUUUGAAGCGGCAAAAUCGACCAUAGCGUGCAGGGGCGGAUCGGGCGGACACCUGAAAAGGAGUCGUCGGGGGACCUCGGUGGCCGCCUCCUGGCGCCGCAGCUUUUUGAAGCCGCAAAAUCGACCAUAGCGUGCGGGGGCGGAUCGUGCAGGCAUCUGAAAGAGAGUCGCCUGGGGACGUCGAUGGCCGCCUCCGGGCGCUGCAGCUUUUUGAAGCCGCAAAAUCGACCAUAGCGUGCGGGGGCGGAUCGUGCAGGCACCUGAACGAGAGUCACAUGAGGACGUCGAUGGCCGCCUCCGGGCACCGCAGCUUUUUGAAGCCGCAAAAUCGACCAUAGCGUGCGGGGGCGGAUCGUGCAGGCACCUGAAAGAGAGUCGCCUGGGGACGUUGAUGGCCGCCUCCGGGCGCCGCAGCUUUUUGACGCCGCAAAAUCGACCAUAGCGUGCGGGGGCGGAUCGUGCAGGCACCUGAAAGAGAGUCACCUGGGGACGUCGAUGGCCGCCUCCGGGCGCCGCAGCUUUUUGAAGCCGCAAAACCGACCAUAGCGUGCGGGGGCGGAUCGUGCAGGCACCUGAAAGAGAGUCGCCUGGGGACGUCGAUGGCCGCCUCCGGGCACCGCAGCUUUUUGAAGCUGCAAAAUCGACCAUGGCGCGCGGGGGCGGAUCGUGCAGACACGUGAAAAAGAGCCGCUUGGGGACGUCGACGGCCGCCUUCGGGCGCCGCAGCUUUUUGAAGCUGCAAAAUCGACCAUAGCGUGCGGGGGCGGAUCGUGCAGGCACCUGAAAGAGAGACGCUUGGGGAGCUCGGUGGCUGCCUCCAAAGGCCGCAAUUUUUUGAAGCUGCAAAACCGACCAUAGCGCGUGGGGACGGAUCGUGCAAGCACCUGAAAAAGAGUUGCUGGGGAGCCUCCGGGACCGCCUCAUAAGGCGGCGAGCAGCUUUUUGAAGCUGCAAAAUCGCCCAUAGCCUGCGGGGGCGGAUCGUGCAGCCACGGGAAAGCUCCGCACGGUCUUCUCUAGGUCCAGCCGCCUUUUGAAGCCGCAAUACCCGUUAUGUACGGCGUGCAAGGGCGGACCGCGCAGCCAUCGGCGAACCCGCAGGAAAGUUUAGAAAUUUUACUCGACAAGCUGUGUCAAAUCCAAAUGCAAAAACGAUGCUGCCAUCCGAUCAUGCAUCAUGAAACACUUCUGAAACAUCAGCUCGCCGUCUCUCCGCUGCAGAAGAGGCGAAAGCUGGUGCCCCAGACCCCGGAUGAGCUGAUGAAGGAAGUUUCUGACGGAUUCGGCCCCGCCACGCCCCAAGAGAUAGCAAGUACAGAAGAACGAGGACCAACAUCAUUUCUACACUUGGUGCUUCCGUUCUUGUCUGUUUUGAUACUUACCUUGUUUGUUGUCGAUGACGUUUCUAUGUGGGAUAAACACAAUCUAAAUCUAUCUGAUGGUGAUACAUCGGCUCCACAUAACCAGGUUUCAUUUUCCUCCAAAAUUCCGCCGCGC